Humulus lupulus (European hop) is the source of this 1831-nucleotide messenger RNA. Its product is annotated as polyol transporter 5-like. Gene Ontology annotation, molecular function: carbohydrate transmembrane transporter activity. The record is from RefSeq and is a predicted model, not a curated record. Lineage: Eukaryota; Viridiplantae; Streptophyta; Magnoliopsida; Rosales; Cannabaceae. The transcript has 2 exons. Bases 244 to 1761 code for a protein of 505 amino acids. Gene Ontology annotation, cellular component: membrane. Gene Ontology annotation, biological process: transmembrane transport.
AUUAUUUUGUAGUUGACUACUGUUUUGAACAUUAACUUAAAUGCCAAACUCAAAAUUAAAUUUACUUGUAGAAUGUGUCUGUUGCUGAACGUUUUCUCCAUGCCACGUCUUAGCACUUCAUGGCAACAGCAGCUACCUCAUUUACUUCUCUAGCGGCUACCUAAUCCCCCACCAUUUCUUUCAUUUCAUUCCUCGUGACCCCAAAUUUUUAAAAAUUUGUCUUCAGCUUUUACCAAAAAGAACAUGGCUGAGGCCAGGAGAAGUACUACUACUUCAUUUGAUGCCCAGUUAAAUCAGAAUGCCAUUGAGGAUGGUAGAAGAAAUGCCGGGAUGAACAAGUAUACUCUCCUUUGCGCACUUUUGGCCUCCACAAGCUCUAUCUUGUUGGGUUAUGAUAUAGGAGUGAUGAGUGGGGCAGUGCUUUUCAUCAAAGAGAAUUUAAAAAUCACAUCAACCCAAGUGGAAAUUUUAGUAGGAACCCUAAACGUAUUCUCUCUAGUAGGAUCACUUGCCUCUGGUAAGACUUCGGAUUAUAUAGGCAGGCGUUACACCAUAGUCUUGGCUGCAACAACAUUUUUCAUAGGUGCGCUUCUUAUGAGCCUAGCACCCUCCUUCCCAUUCAUUCUGGCCGGUCGUGUAGUCGCUGGCAUCGGCGUUGGCUACGCCCUCAUGAUCGCUCCCCUCUACACCGCCGAGCUAUCUCCAGCCAUGUCCCGGGGCUUCCUCACCUCCCUACCCGAAGUCUUCAUCACUUUUGGGAUCUUGCUAGGUUACAUAAUCAACUAUGCCUUGUCAAGCCUACCGGGACACAUAAAUUGGAGACUAAUGUUGGGCCUCGCGGCGGUGCCGGCGAUCGGAAUCUGUUUAGGUGUCAUGGUUAUGCCUGAGUCCCCACGUUGGCUCGCCAUGAAAGGCAGACUAAGUGAUGCAAAGCAGGUUCUUGGUAAGAUAUCAUCGACCGAAGCUGAAGCUGAGUUGAGAUACGAGGAAGUUGUCAAAGCAGCGGGUCCUGCUGCUGAUGAUGGUCGGAAUUGUGGGCAAUGGGUUUGGAAAGAGCUUGUGUUUAGCCCAUCAAGGCCCAUCCGUCGGAUGCUUGUGGCUGCAAUUGGGCUCAAUUUUUUCAUGCAGGCAUCUGGAAACGACGCCGUUAUAUACUACUGCCCUGAAGUGUUUAAGGCAGCUGGCAUCCACAGAAAAACGCAUCUUUUCGGUGUGAAUGUCAUCAUGGGGCUUGCGAAGACGUCUUUCGUGUUGUUCUCAGCUCUGUAUUUGGAUAAAUUCGGAAGAAGGCCUCUUUUAUUGCUGGGCUCCGUAGGAAUGGCCAUCUCACUAGCUGGACUUGGUUUGGGCUCUAAAUUGAUGGAGAGUUCCAACAGCAGGCCGACAUGGGCCCUUGUAUUGUGCAUCAUCGCUGUGUGCGCCGAUGUUUCAUUCUUCUCAAUUGGGCUCGGCCCAAUAACUUGGGUUUACUCAUCGGAGAUUUUUCCUACGAGGCUUCGGGCCCAAGCUACGAGUCUGGCCAUAUCGGUGAACCGGUUGGUGAGUGGGGCAGUGUCAAUGACAUUUUUGACUAUUUCUAAGGAAAUAACGUUUGGGGGAAUGUUUUUUGUGCUUGGGGGAGUUAUGGUGGUCGCCACAGUGUUCUUUUACUUGUUUUUGCCUGAGACAAAAGGCAAGACCUUGGAAGAGAUGGAAACUAUUUUUGAAGAUAGAACUAUGAGUACAUGUAAUUAUAGGACAAUGGAAAUGAGGCCGAUGUAGUAUUAUUUGGUGCAAUAAUAAUGUCUUUGGAAGCUCAAAAGCUGAAAUUAAAAGAAAGAAAGGACAGAAU